Molecule: messenger RNA, 975 nt
Organism: Emys orbicularis (European pond turtle)
Lineage: Eukaryota; Metazoa; Chordata; Testudines; Emydidae
Product: olfactory receptor 52N2-like
Exons: 1
Coding region: 37-975 (312 amino acids)
Biological process (GO): G protein-coupled receptor signaling pathway
Cellular component (GO): plasma membrane
Molecular function (GO): G protein-coupled receptor activity; olfactory receptor activity
Source: RefSeq, a predicted model, not a curated record
AACAUUUCUGAGCCCGAUCAAUGCAUCAACUAUCUCAUGGCAGCUUUCAACCUCACCCCCUCUGAACCUUCACCAUUUAUCCUAAUGGGCAUCCCAGGCCUGGAAGUAGCCCAUAUGUGGAUUUCCAUCCCUUUCUCUACAUUCUACAUUAUCAGCUUGUUUGGAAAUUUCAUGCUUCUGUUUAUUGUAGGCAAAGAGCAGAGCCUGCACAAGCCGAUGUACCUGCUGCUCUGCAUGCUGGCGCUCACAGACAUCGGCAUGUCUACCUCCGUUAUGCCAAAGGCACUGUGUAUAUUAUGGUUCAAUUUGAAAGGCAUUACUUUGGGUGGCUGCCUCACCCAGAUGUUCUUCAUUCAUGCAGUUUCAGUUAUGCAGUCAGCUGUCCUCGUGACAAUGGCCUUUGAUCGUUACAUUGCCAUAUGUAACCCUCUGAGAUACGCCACCAUCCUCACCAAUGCACGAAUAGCUAAACUAGGGCUUGUGGGUUUGACAAGAGCUGUUCUCUUUAUUCUGCCAAUGCCCCUACUCGUGAGCAGGCUGCCAUUCUGUGCCAACCGCAUUAUCCCCCACACGUAUUGCGAGCAUAUGGCUGUGGCGAAGAUGUCAUGUGGGGACUUCACAGUCAACAGGAUGUAUGGCUUGGUGGUAGCAUUUGUGGUCAUUGGGUUGGACCUGACGCUCAUUGCCCUGUCCUACAGUCUGAUCAUCAGGGCUGUCCUCAGAAUUUCCUCCAAGAAAGCCCACCAGAAAGCCCUUAACACCUGCACAUCCCACAUCUGUGUGAUGCUGAUGUCUUAUACUGCCUGCCUCUUCACCUACCUGACACAGAGGUUUGGUCAGGGAAUUGCUCCCCAUGUGCAUGUCACCUUCGCUAACUUCUAUCUACUUGUCCCCCCCAUGCUCAACCCUAUCAUUUAUGGAGUCAAAACCAAAGAGCUUCGUGAUAAAGUGGACAAAUACACCUGCAGAAGGUAA